This is a messenger RNA of Micromonas pusilla CCMP1545, 981 nucleotides long. RefSeq lists its product as uncharacterized. Lineage: Eukaryota; Viridiplantae; Chlorophyta; Mamiellophyceae; Mamiellales; Mamiellaceae. The record is from RefSeq and is a predicted model, not a curated record. The coding region runs from base 1 to 981 and encodes 326 amino acids. Gene Ontology annotation, molecular function: protein binding. The transcript has a single exon.
AUGUCGAAGAAGAACCGGAAGACGAUCCCGAAGAAGAGCCAGAAUAAGUACGAAGUAGUGACACACGAGCGACCAUUUCACGGCACGCUGCAAGGCGCGCGCGUCUCCGCGCCUCCAGCGAAGCUCGGGGACGCGUCGACGAUAGACCUCCUCGCGUCGCGACGCGAGGAGUUGUUUCUCCCUUCAGACCACCCGUACCACCCCUCGAAUCUCGUCAUCACCGACCCCGAGCGCGUUCGCGCCCUUCGCGAUGCCGCCUUGAAGAACAACGACGCGAACGCGUCCUGGACGCUCGCGUGUCACUACUUCGGGACGGGACGGAAAGAGGUACCGGCGGAAAUUUUAGAGAAACUCCGCAAGGACUACGCAGACCAGAACGCGUCAAAGUUGUGGUUGGACUCCGCCAUGCCUCCCUCUCCCGGCCCUGACACGAACCCGUCCGCGAUGCACGUGCACUUCGAAAGACUCGCGGCGGAGCUCGGGCACGUGGAAGCGCAGUUCCAGGCGGCGAACCAGUUUGGCGAGCACCGUGAGGGAAGCGACGAGUACGAGUCGCUGACGACCGAACAACUAGCUUACGCUCGCGAGCUCUACGAACUCGCCGCGGAAGCGGGGCACCCUGGGGCGAUGUACCGACUCGGUCUCGCGUACGGGCGCGGCCGCGGGGCGCCACAGAGCAACGAGAAGUCGCUUCAGUGGUACGAGAAGAGCGCGGAUUACGCCGAAGAUCACGAGUUGAAAGUGGCGGCGGCGACGAACGCGGGUAGGAUGCACUUGGUGUCGGAGGGUAUCCCGCGUGAUUACGAGAAGGUGAGACGGUACUUCCAGAUAGCGCUCGACGGCGACCCGGACGACUCCGUAGCGCUGCACGGUCUCGAAAUCGCAGAGAGAGCGCUCGGUGGAGUAGGGAGCACUGCCGUGACCACGAGGAUGCCCGAUGGUUCAGUUCUACUACAGUAUUCUGAAUGUACCAUAUGCUAA